Closterium sp. NIES-65 is the source of this 1119-nucleotide messenger RNA. Lineage: Eukaryota; Viridiplantae; Streptophyta; Zygnematophyceae; Desmidiales; Closteriaceae. The record is from the annotation of a GenBank genome assembly.
AUGGGAAGCCCCAUCGGCUCGCCUCUCACAAACCCUCCUACGUCUCCCCUUCGCGAAGCCCCUUUUCCGUCCGCCGCCAACUUUUCCGUCGGGGCGCAUUCGGUGCAACCCGCCGCGCCUUCCUGCGCCACCCCGGCGGCGUGCACCUCUUUCCCCUUGGCUCCGCCCGCGCACGCGCUAGCGACGGGCGCGGAAACGCUUCCCCGCAUGGCAAUUCCUGCGGUUUUUCCGGAAGCUUCCGCCUUUGGCGCUGCGGCGUCACGUGGCUGGACAGGCGUAGCCUGCGGGGCUGACGCGCUAAGGCUGGGAUGUAAGCGCAAGGGAGGCGCAUGGAUGGGGGGAGACGGAGGAGCAGGCGGAGCGGACGUUGGGAUUCCGGGAGUUGGUGUGGCGGGCAGGGGGAGCGCAACGGGGAUGGAUGGAGUGGUGGGCGGGAUGCGGAAUGAGGCCGUGGCAGACAUGGCGGAUUUGGGGAAUCCAGCAAAGCGGGCGAGACUGCAGCUUCCAGUGCCUUUAGUAGCACCAUCAGCACCAGCGGACCCUGCAUACGCAUCUUCGCCACCACCCACUGCACCCUUUCCAUUGCAAGAAGCAGACAAUCAGAAAGCUAUUGUCCUGUAUUCCCCUCCUUUCAUCCCCUCUCUCUCCACGGGCGCUGGCGCGGGUGCUGGCACUGGGAGGAGAGCAGAGCGAGAAGCCAUGGCAGGAGCAUCAGCGUCACUCGCAGCACGGGCAGCAAUGCAGCAGUGGCCGAUAGAGAAGCUCAAAGCGGCAUGGGCGGGGGCCAGCCCUAUGGAAAAAAGGGUGCUUGGGGGCAUGAUUGGGUCGUUGCUGCAGGGCCAGCCGAUUCAGAUCUUGGGAGGGAGCAAGCUGCUGGAAGCCCUUCAGCUCCAUCCACCUGUUGUCGCGGGUCGUGGCCUGGGAGAGGACGACACAGAGUUGAAAGCACAGGAAGAGGGUGGAGAAGACGAAGACAAAGAAGACGAGUUGGAGCAAUCAGAGCAGCAACCAGACUCUUUGAUGGCAACAGCAGAUGCCAUGAAUCUGGAGCACCAGAAAGUGGUCAGCAGCAGCUGUUAUGAGGGAAACAAUGGGGAGGACAUGGAGUUGGCUGAAUGA